UCGAUAAAACACCGAGUAUUACUUAUUUAUUCACAGAUUGUAAAAAAAAAUGAAUAAUCCGUUGUAUCACGAUUUUCAGGAGUUUAAAUUUUCUACAAAAAAUAAGAUCUAUAAGGAUGGCGCUGUGGAGCUGUUGCAAAAUUUCGACGAGAGCGAGGGCACUCCCAACUCGUCGGACGACAGUCUGCUGAGCGGUCAGCAACUGCUGGACUGCGAUAUUUGCGGCGAACGUUUCACCUCGAAGAAGCCGCUGCGCGUCCACAUUAAUACUCACCUAAGAAAGCUGCGUAUCGUCCUUAAAAGAGUUGCGAACCCAAAAGUAGUGAAGGUGAAGAAGGACACGUACUGGCUGGACCCGGAGAAGACUGGCCUUCUGAAGUUGACUCUAAAGAAGCAAAGCAUAAAGAGUCCAAGCGAUUCUCUGAAACUCACCCUGAAGAAAUCCUCCGAAUCGGAAGAUUUCACAGUAGUGAACAAUAAUUUUCACCUGGGCAUCGAUUACUAUCCAGAGAAAGACGUGGCAGGUGCCAAGGAAAAUGAUCCGAGAGGCGACAAGGCAGCGGAGAACUCGAUCAACGAACCUUUUGAAAACGUGAUGGUGGAUCAACAAGAUGAUUAUGACAAUAGCAAGUUGGACACCGACCAUCACAAUCCUCUGGAAGAGAAUGAAAGGCCGUCCACAGAUAUCAACGAGAGUGACUCUGAUGUAGGGAGUGAUAUGGCAAAUCCAUCUGAGAAAGAUGAUCAAAAUGCUGACGAUACGCAAAGUGCCGAUAACUUUGACAAUUCUGAGAAAAGGCUUUCAGAAACGGAAGACCAUGAGGAGACGGAUGCUUUGGAAGCGACGUGUAGGGAAACUAUUGAAAACUUGAAGAAACUUGGUGAGCAAUCGAGCUCUAGAUCAGCUAGUCAACUGAUCGACAGUUCAUCGGUAGAAGAAGAAGAUGAUGAUAGGAAUCAUGAGUCUAACAUGAUACAUAAUCUUGAGCAGAAUCCUGCCAUCAGCAUUAACCCAAAGUCUUUCACCUUUUCUAAUCAUGCAACUGAACGUGCUCCGAUAUGCGACAAUGAAGAUAAAAACAGGGAAUCAACUGAUGCAUCGCAGACACAAGGUUUUAAUUGGACUCAACUAUCCGAUUUAUCAAACAAGAGCAAUGAAGACUUCAACAAAGAAGAUAGUGAACAACAGGGAGAUACUUGCGGCGAUGCUAACAUGGACAACGCCGGAUCAAUUUUACAGAGUUUUCUCAUCGACCAUCAAAGACGCAAUCCAAACGAGGUAUCGCUGUCGAACAAUAUGUCAUCGAACGAAACAGCGGAGUACGUGCCCCUUGAGAAAUUGGCUGAGACCGUCAACACAUGUCGUGUCUGUAAUGAGAAAUUCAAAGACAUCACACAUCUGGAUGAACACCGAAGCAAGGCUGGUCACUAUCAGUGCAAUAUACCAGAAUGCGCACAUCUCAUCUUCCACACUACGAUGGAAGUGUCGAUACAUCGGGCACAAGUACAUGGUACCCCGCUCUCACCAAGCAUGAGUCAGUUGUCCCCCCAUCAUUUAUCGUCGAACACAAAUACAUCGCACCUGAGCCAAAACACACAUUCGCCUCAUGCCAUUUCUGUUACACCUGUAGAGACGCCAUCGAAUGGUUCACAUCAACUCAGUAGGACUUCGCCCUUAACGUCGCCACAUCAUGCAAAUUCACCGACAUUUAAUACGGCGGUGACAGUAGCAGCACCGGGUGGUGUUGCUGGCCAACAAAUGCAAAUACCGCCGGUAAACUUUGAACAACUACCACCACCUGUGCAACAGCUGGCCCAGCAAGUGCAGCGUAUGCCUCUUCCACAGGCGCAAAUGCCCCCUAGUCUUCCUCCAGGAGCCAAUACAAUGAUACCAGGGCCAAAUUAUUUUGUACAGCCGCCAGGACGGCCACCAUUGUACAGAGUACCUGGUCCACAAGGUUUACACUAUCCACCGCAUAUGGCGCACUUAUAUCAAUAUGGACCAGGUCCAUACCCUCAAAUGGCCGCUCCUCCUCCACAAAUGCAUCCCCAAAUGCCCCAACAAGUUCCACGGGGACGAUAUCCGUCUGCAUCUGUUGUUCAAAACAACAGAGCACCACGGUUACCACAGACCGCUGGUCCAGUUCCUCGACAGCGAAUGAAAAGACCCCUACAACAACCUAUGCAGCAACAAAAUAACACUCCUGCAAAACAGAGGCGUAUGGACGUUUUAUUACCUGAUAGAAAUGAAGAUGCAGACUGCCAUGUCAUAGCUCAACAGAAGAGAAAUGACGGAUUGCCUGUUAUUCAAAAUGUUCAAGGGGCCACUACGCAACAAAGUAGAAACGAUUCUACAAUACACCUCACGGAUUCUAUUACUCUAAGUGUUCGACAACCUGGUUCCAUCCCAGCUCAAGUCCAGAACACGUCGAACCAAGGGGGAAAGAAAUCCGACGCCAAGGCGGUGGCAAAUGUCCUCGCGGCUCGAGGUAUAACCGUUACUCCAGCUGCAAAUAAAAAUAAGACAAGUGAACAAAACAAACAGCAAAUACCCCCCCAGCAGCAGCAGAGGCCACCACCUUCACAGCAGCCUUUAAAUGUUACAGCGCUCAAUCUGAAUUCUGCUAUUUCUAUCAUACCAACUAGUUCACAAAGAAAGCAGCAAGAACAAGGGCAGUUUGCUGUUCCGCAAAAUAAGCAAAACAAAUCGCCAAUCAAUGAUCAAGUUGAACGACCACCGAGACCACCCACCGUGGAUCUUACUCAGGAUACUCCGCCACAGAUGCCAGUGGUUAGGCGUGGUCGGCCACCUAGAGCAUUACUAACGUGUCAGGUAUGCGACAAGAAUUUUCAAAAUCAAGACAUGUUAACACAGCAUAUGGCGACUCAUCGAACGACAAGCAAAUUGCUUCAUAGGUGCAAUCUUUGUCCAGCUCAAUAUCCCACAGUUCAGGCAUUGACAACGCACAAACAGACUUAUCAUAAAGAAGUCGAUACCGUGGCACAAAACGGAGGCACAGAAUUGGCUUUGCCGGUUGUGGAUCUAAAAUCGCCACACGUCUUGAACCGCUUGGCGAACUUGGGCAUUCAAAGUUACAUACCGUUGUCGCAGCUAAGUGCUCAAACUGGUGGUUAUUUUGGUUUACCUAUAAUCACAAUAGACGGUGCAAGAAAUACAAGCAUCUGUAAUUUGGGUGCGCUUGGUGCUACCUCCAUAUUAAGUCUCGGUCCUCUUAAGCAUAUAUCGAACGGAUAAACUGUGGACGAACUCGCAUUUGGCCUAUUCCAUGUGUGCAAUCACAUUACUAUUUUAUUAUUCUUGUAUUCAAAUUGGUUUACUUGUUGCUGUAUUGCCAAUGACCAUGACACACAUGACAUGUCCUAAUUUUUGAGGAGAAAACCGUGAUAUAGUUUAAGUAAAGUCGUCAUAAAUGCGACAUUAUAUAUAUAUAUAAAGAAUAUAUUGAAAUAUGUUCUUUAUGUAAGAAAUCCAUGCGAGAUUUAUGAAUUUUUUUUAUCUUAUUACGAAAAGAGAAUUGUCGACGACUGGCUUAGACGUAACAUUUGUUAAUUUAUAUUUAUAGACUUAAAGCAAUACAGUAUUCUUCGCAUGAAAACUUUUCUGAUUAAAAUUAUACUACAUUUUGAUAAAAUAAGAUUUUAAGACCCAGUUAAAUCUAGAAAAUUAACCCUUUUGCUACGGCAGAGCGCUAACCGAGGAAACGUUAUCGUCAUACGAGAGAGCCGCGAAUAUGCUUGGCCACGGACAGAGUUUAAAAUUCAUUAUUUAUAAAUAAUGCGACAGAUUCAUAUCUUACAAUAACUAUUUUGCUUGUAACUAAAGACAAAUGAAUAAAAAGUUUCCUAUAGGAAACAAGUCUAAAAAAUUAAAUUUUUAGGAAACAAAUAAACUUAUUUUCAAACCGCUUAUUGUGUAAAUGUAGGGAAAAAAAUGGGGACCCUUGGGCAGUUGUAAGGGUUGAACAUUGCCUUUUAAAGUUUAGGAAGACCUCAUCCUCACAGUGUUUAGUUUACUGUUGAAAACAGUAGUCACGGUUAUAAAUAGUCAAAGUGGUGUCCUAAACUUUACACAAGAAAAUUUAAAAGGUAGUAACCAAUCCUUCUGACUGCCUGAGAGUCCCAUUCUUCUAAUUUUUCUUUACAUAUAACAGAUAUGACAUUCUAGACAUAUAAAUAUAAGAACAAAGUUGCAUAUUUCGAUUAAUAUUUUAAAGAUUCAUCAAAAGAAAAAAUGAAAAACCUGUGGAUUUAUUUGGUUCUUCCAGACAUUUUAUAUUUAUUUAUUUAUAUCUAUUUAAAUUUUUACCAGAACAAAAUUGCUAACGAUGUAAUAAUUUAGAGAGAAUAAUUUAGCAUCUUAUUACCCAGAUUUGUAAAAAAUAGAUUUAUUUGGUUUUUGUAAGAAAUCCUUCAAGUGUUUCGUAAUAAAUUGCAACGAAUUUAAACAACACAUUUGUCUAAGAAUACAUUCCGAAAUAUACCGAUUGUUAAAAACAGCACUAUUAUUAUUAUGAUACAAAUGUAUUGACUAUUGAAAGUUCAUUAUUUACGUUAUAUAUAGAUUUUCAAUAUUAUCAGUAUAUUUCAGAAUGUACCAAAAAUAUUUUUGAAAUGCUUUAGACAUGAGUGUCUAAAAGAACUCAAAACUUGAUCGGUUUAAUCGUUAUUGAGAUCAGAUCUCAAAUGCUCGCAAUUCACCGACUCACAUAAAAAUAGAUGAUCUCGCGUUACGCUUUUAUUGACGUGAGCCAAUAUUGUGUCUCUUGAUAUCCUUGAUGUUUUUAAAACAUCUGUAAGACACUGUAUGACAUGCAUAUAUGAAAACUUAUUUAUCUUUGUGCAUGGCACAUACGUAACAUGAUUGUGUAUUGUAGCGGCCAUUCGUGUGUAGAAAUAGCAUAGUACUCGGUAGUUAUGCACUGUGGCCAUUCGUAGCUAAAGGGUUUAAAUACGACGAAUGUAAUAUAUCAAUACAGAAGGAAUCUUAAAUCGCGAAUUAUUUUGUAUAUUUUUUUUAUAAAAAUAUCAAAAAUAGAAAAAUUUCUCUGCUAUAUUAACGGUUUCAUGUAUAUUUAUUACUUAUAUAGCAAAAAAACUGUAUAGCUAAUCUUUCUUUGUUAUCACAAUGCUUUAGCUUUAAGGUACAUCUAAUAAAAAGUUAUACGAUUUUCUACUAUCAAAAAACUAUAUUGACAGUAUCAAAUGUUAAGUUGUGCUAUAUAAAAUUGUUGGUACUCUAUUCAGUUUAAAAUUGACAAACUAAUAAAAAUGAGUUAAAACAUACAUCAAGUUAAAUUAUGCAUAUUGCAACAGUAUUGAACUGUAUAACUUUCUUUGGCUAUUGAAUUAUUUUUAACUUUUUUCUAGAAAUAAACAACAUAAGAUGAAAAAAUUGUGAAUACUUUUUUUUAUAUGGAUUUAAAAUUACAAUGUAAUAUAGCUGAAACAGAUUAACGUUAGAAAUGUUGAUGCAAUCUUUGCGCGCAAGAGAGAAUUCUGUUAAUAAAAGUACUAACGGACUAUUUAGUAGUGAUUUAUCAAAUUUUAUUCUAUGUGAAUCUAAAUUUCGAAAAUUAAACUAAAUAGUCCCAAAUUUUAAUUCAAUUGAUGCAUGAUUUAAUGGAAUAAAACUUGUUCCUUUUUCAUUAUAAAAUUUUUAUUGUAAUCAAUUUGAAAACAGCAAUUUUUUAUGGUACAGCUUCUAAUACACGACAAAAUAUUUUAUAUGUGCAAUAUAUGUGAUGAACUAUGCUGAUGUACCUAAUCAGACAGAAUUAUUUUAUCAAACAAAAAACUUGAAAAGAUUAUAUUGAUAAAAUUAUAUCUAAUAUUGUUAUAUCCAUUUCAAAAGACUUGUUCAUUCUGAUUGUUCAUAUACUGUGCGAAGCAAUUGACGAAUAAAUUGAAUAAAAGAUGUGACAUUUUUAUAUUAAAAAUAUUUCUUUAUAAAAAUAGAAAUAUUUAUUUGUGUAAAUUAUUUACAACCACAAAUUUCUUUUGAAUUAUGUAUAAUUUUCAUAGACCUAGGGGCCUGUUCUUAACGAUGUUAUGAUAUUGAUUGCAUAGAGUUUUUGUAUCAUGUAAUAGCCGCGCAACGAUAUAACAUCAUUAAGAUUGCAGAAUAGACCCUUAAAUCUGAAAUGCAAAAAUCUAAUAUUUUUUAGAGUUUCUAUUGGGUUGUUACAUAAAUUUAUUCGAUUCUUUUACUUUUUUUUCAAUGUAUCAUUUGUAAUGUAUGUUUCUUUGAAAAAAAAGUAAAAGAAUUGAACAAACUUGUAUAACAAUCCAAUAUAUCAUUUGUUGGAAUCUGGUAUAUUUUAAUAUUCUAGCUUUCCGAAAAAGUCAAUUUUUUAAUAAGAACUGAUAUUUUUAACAUUAAAAUAUUAUAUUUUAGGGUUAAACUUACUCAACCUUGUGUAACAAAAAUGUGUUCUUUUACGGAAUGGUCAGAAUAAAUAAGCCUUUUUAAAAAUAUUACACUUCUCACAACAAGCAGCAUUGACACAUUGAUGAGAAAAAUAUCUCGAUAGUUUUUCGUUUUAAAAGGAAAACUUUUGUAAUUGACAAAAUAUCAAAACGCAACUUAUUAAGUUGUAUAUACUUUUGUAUAAAGAAAGAAGCAAAAGUGACUAAAAAUAUAUUCCUUCCUACUUAAAAACUGUUUUAUAAAAAGAUUAUCAUAUACGCAUUAUAUAUCAUAUGCAAUCUUUAUUUAUUGUCAUUCCUAUUAGUUAUACUUAACAUGCAAAUAAGUAUUUUCAUUCUUUAUCUAUACUUUAUCUUUGUAUUAUCCUGUUAUACUUAUUCUUUACGUAUAUAUUAUCAUUCUUUGUAUUAAUUUAUAUACUUUAAAUAAGCGGCCAUUUGUCAAAUUUGUAGAAACGAUUUAUCAUCGCGAGCGACUGAGAUAUUAAAAUAUUGUAUAUGUGUGUAUGAUAAUAAAAAGAAUGUACAUAUAUAUGUAUAUAUUUAUAUAUAUAUAUGAAUAUUUCCGUCGCAAAUCCGAAUGUACAAGUUAAGAACAGUUGGGCAUUGUAUUAUUCACCUUCGUUUUUAAGCGAAACUCUUAAAAAAUAUAUUUAAAUAAAUACAUUUAGACAAUUUUGUUCCUUUGUAGUUUAAUACAAGACGUGAUUCCGAGACGUUAAUUGAUCUCUUGUUUCACAUGUUUGAUAAUAUUUCGGCUUCAUUAGUUUCUUAAAUGAUCCUCAUAGUUUAAAAAGAGAAAAAUAAUAUAGACAUGUUACUUUUUUUA
Solenopsis invicta (red fire ant) is the source of this 7276-nucleotide messenger RNA. RefSeq names its product histone acetyltransferase KAT6A. Lineage: Eukaryota; Metazoa; Arthropoda; Insecta; Hymenoptera; Formicidae. The coding region runs from base 50 to 3256 and encodes 1068 amino acids. The transcript is spliced from 8 exons. Gene Ontology annotation, molecular function: DNA-binding transcription factor activity, RNA polymerase II-specific; RNA polymerase II transcription regulatory region sequence-specific DNA binding. Gene Ontology annotation, cellular component: nucleus. The record is from RefSeq and is a predicted model, not a curated record. Gene Ontology annotation, biological process: regulation of transcription by RNA polymerase II.